AUGUUUAUUGUCGAAAGCGGCACUCCGUUACUUGGCAGAACGUGGAUCCGGCAGUUAAGAAUUAAUUUACUCGAUCUAGAUAAAACUCACAUUCCAGAAUCUAUGUGUUCAGAAUCGAUUUAUUGCCUAAAUACACACAAAGAUGUCGUAAUCAAAAUCCUGCAACAAUUCAAUGAUAUUUUCCAACCGGAAGUAGGAUGCAUCCCAAAUUUCACCUGCUCAUUGAAACUACGGGAAGAAGCAAAACCCGUGUUCUUAAAGGCUCUGGAUGAAGAAAGCAAGAUUAUCCAAACCAUAUCGAUCCACCGAGGUACCUAUAAAAUAAAUCGACUGUCUUUUGGAAUCAAAACAGCCUCCAGCGAAUUCCAUAGAAUCUUAGAUCAGAUUCUAAGUGAUCUCGACGGGAUAACUACCUAUUUCGACGAUAUCGUAAUUUCUUAUCUAGGAUACAUCAUAGAAGAAAACACAAUUUCGAAGUGCCCAAACAAAGUCAAAGCAAUUUUAGAAGCACCUAGACCUAAGAAUACUGAAAAUGUAAAAAAAUUUUUGGGAUUAAUUACGUACUAUUCCAGGUUUAUCCCAAAUGUGUCCACGACUACAUACCCGAUCCAGGAACUAUUACAGAAGGAAAAGAAAUUCUCUUGGUCAUCCAGCUGUGAGGUAGCAUCUAUCAAAUUAAAAGAAGAAAUUGCCAGUGACCGGGUAUUAAUGCCGUAUAAUCCAUCUCUCCCAGUUACAGUAGCAUAUGACGCUAGCCCAUCAGGAAUCGCGGGAGUACUGUCACACAUUGUGGAAGGCAUAGAAAAACCACCAGUUGGACAGGGAAACCCUUGCCAUUAUAUUUUCAAUCCAGAAAUUCUACCGGUAUACGGACGACCGUUCACACUAAUAUCGGACAAUCGUCCUUUAACCAGAAUUUUUCAACAUAACACAAAACUACCUGCGAUCACUUCCGCACGAUUACUGCGAUAUGCAACAUUUCUAAGCAACUUCAAUUAUAAAGUAGAGCAUCGUAAAGGUGAGGACCAUGGUAACGUCGAUUAUUUGUCGCGCGCAUCAUUAGAAUUCAAGUCAACUGCACAAGAUGAAGAAAUCAACAACCAGAUAAUCAAUCAAAUAGCCACUACAAUUAUCACUAGCAAAACCAUCGUAGAAGAAACCAUGAAAGACGAAGAAUUAUCACAGCUAAAAGAAAAUUUAUCAUCUGGAGAAACAUAUGAUCUAAUUUACAGCCUGCAUAAUGGUAUUAUCUUCCGAGGUCAUCGAAUUUUCAUUCCUACUUCUUUACGCCCAGAGAUCUUGAAAGAGCUGCACUACACUCACCUUGGCAUCUCAAAAAUGAAGAAGUUAGCUAGGCGAUAUUGUUACUGGCGAAACAUCGAUAAAGAUAUUGAAAAGCCUGUUCACAUAGAUUACGCCGGACCAUUUCAAGGACAUCAGUUCCUUGUUCUUGUUGACGCCAAAUCUAAAUGGCCGGAGAGAAAUGGCAUCUUUCAAAAAUUCACUGCUCCAGGACACCCAGCAACUAACGGGUUGGCAGAAAGGUACGUUCAAAUUCUCAAAAAGAAGUUGAAAGCAAUGGAAUUCGAUCCAAGUACAAUAACUUCAAAGGUAGAAAACAUUCUAUAUCGUUUCCGAACCACGCCAUUACACUGUGGUAAUAGUCCAUCGGAGAUUUAUCUAAACAGGCAAAUUCGAACAAGUCUAGAUUUAUUGCGCCCUCCGAGCACAAGCCCGACGUCCACUCAGGAAUGUCAUAUAAGACAAUUAAGCGUGGGAGACAGAGUACAGUCUCGAGCUUACAGUGGAACUCAACGAUGGAAACUCGGCGUAAUCACGAAAAAGUUAGGUCGACUACAUUAUUUGAUACAUUUGGACGAAGGAUACCUCAUCAAGAGACACAUUAAUCAGCUACGUCCGAGUGAAGCCCCCAAGGAAAAAUCUGAAAGGAAAUCAGUCCAUUUUGGUCCAGUAACCAGGAACUGGUAUCCAUUACUAGACAAUACACCAGAGCUCCAAUCAAGAGCUGAAGAACAGUCCCACCAGAUACGGACACCAGCGAAGGAUCCUGCUCCGGCAGCACAGAAUAUUCAGACACCAAUCGGAGAAAGUGCCAUAAGGGAAAGUCAGGGCCAGAAUCCACCACUCCGCAGAUCUGAGAGGCUCCGUAGACCUCCGACAUAUUUGAAUAAUUUUGUUCCCAAAUGA
Trachymyrmex cornetzi is the source of this 2208-nucleotide messenger RNA. RefSeq lists its product as uncharacterized. The record is from RefSeq and is a predicted model, not a curated record. The transcript has 6 exons. Gene Ontology annotation, molecular function: nucleic acid binding. Lineage: Eukaryota; Metazoa; Arthropoda; Insecta; Hymenoptera; Formicidae. Bases 1 to 2208 code for a protein of 735 amino acids. Gene Ontology annotation, biological process: DNA integration.